AUGCGGGUUCAAUGCCUGCCAACAACCGUUAUUAUUAUUUUCCUCUUGCUUGCCGGUAUAUCGCAUCCGAAACGCAGAAUACAUCCGACAGUGAUAAUAGCUAUGGGUGUUAAUGCUGCGCCAGUAAUUGAGUCAAAAUCAAUCGUAUUCAACGAUCUGGACAAUUUACGCAGGUCAAUAGCAGUAUUGCGCCAUGCGGUUGGUAACUCAAUUGCCAGUUCAAUGCUCCGUUUACCCUCAUCUCAGCAUCAUCUUCAUCGAGAUGCAUUAUAUGGACGACGAGGCGAAUCUUCGGAAGCUGCCAUACUGAAUGUUAAAGCCGAUAUCAGGAGGAUGAAUGAAGCAGAUGUAGAUCAGUUUGAUGAUGAAGUUGAAGAUGAAGAAAGGCUCAUGCAGGCCGAUCGCCCAUCAAUCAUUCACAGGACACGACAUUUCAGGCAACGCAAAAGAAGAAAAGGCUGUGGUGCCUCAAGACACGGCCAUCAGCAAAUGUUAUGCCCAACACGAAGCUCGCAUCAUUAUGAUGUUUGCAUAACAUCGGAACAACUAUGCGACGACAUUACUGACUGUCCUGGUGGCGAGGAUGAAAGUCCAUCAAACUGCCUUUUUUAUAAAUCUAUAAAAGAGCAGUUGAAACAUAUUUACAAUACCGUGCUUCUGCUAGCCGAUCACGCUGCGGGUCAGAACAGCCAUCGUGAAUUGUAA
Messenger RNA from Cercopithifilaria johnstoni, 705 nucleotides. Lineage: Eukaryota; Metazoa; Nematoda; Chromadorea; Rhabditida; Onchocercidae. The record is from the annotation of a GenBank genome assembly.